GGCGUCACGGCCGCGUUCAACCGGGGCAAUUCCGGCCCCGCCUACCAUCGGCUUCCACCGGCCUCCGUGACUGCUUCACCCCGCCGGCGAGACCUGCCCGUUGCGCACUCCCCGGCCCAGGCGGAAGACUAAAUAGGCACGUAGCCACAAACAAUUACCUAAAAAUGUGUCCCAGAUUUCCCUGGCACAGUUCCUUAAGUCUCGACUAUCCUUCGUCCGUACUUCUCAACAGUUGUAUCACCUUCACAGCACAUCCGCUAAGACGCUACCCCGUGACGUAAGACUUGGCUUUCACCACAAUGAGCCGCUUCGCAUUGUGGACCUGCUGACCAUCUUUGGUAUCCUGAUUCCUGUGCCUUGGUGAGACGGAGGGGGGAGAAGAAGACGAAGAAGAGGGGGCUUCGAGGUCCUUUUUGUGCUUUUAGAAUGCUUGUUGUGUAUCGAUCGAGGCUAUCUGUACAUCAGCUCACUCUCACACUAGGCUGUCUUUGCCAGUCCAGCCCCCUUGCCCUUUACCUCACGCCCCCUCCAAUCCGUACCGUAUCUCACAUCUUUCGAACGAGGCGCUGUGAUCCUGGAAUACCUGGGGUUUGACUGGGUCUUCCCCGCCAACGCUUCCCAUCGUCUGGUGGGGCACGUCUUGUGCGCAACGCAACGCCCGCGCCAGUACAAGCCAGACUCAAGGUACUUCCUGAAGCCGUCUGGAACACGAACCAAAUUGAUAAGAGGACGGCGCUUUGUCCCUUUUUUACUUUAUCCUGUCCCAACCCCAGCUUCUGGAAGCUGAAUCUGACUCUCUUCCUCCCAUUUUCACAUUCUGCAACUACCUUGCCUGCCUCUGCCUCUCUCAUGUUUGUUCAUGAGUGGUGUGACGUGAUUGACCAGAAACAAACAAGACACCACCCACCAUAAUACACCCAGAAGCUAUCUUGCCUACCUUGACACCGUAGACAAGAAGAAACACAAAAUCAAGACAAUUGUACACCGAGGCCACUCCAAGACCAGAAACGAGAAUCAACACGCAUCAUGGGCUCAACCCACGAAACAGACCUGGUCCUCACCCAGCCAACCCCAGCAGAGCGCCUAAAAACCUACACCUCAACCUACGCAAACUGGGGCGCCGCCCUCGAGCUCCAAGAAUACAUCCGCCGCGAAUCCUACAUGACCACCGUCCCCGUCUCCCGCAACGGCGGCAUCACCCAAUGGAUCCUCACCGACCCGACCUUACCCCCCGACGCCCGCCCCAUCCUCUCCUCCUGCGAGAGCAUCCGCAAGACCGUCCUCGUCGCGAAGCCGGACGGCACCGUCGUCGACGCCAUCACCCACGCCGUCGGCUCCGUCUUCACGGACCCGGCGUACCGCGGCAACGGGUACGCUUCUGUGAUGAUGAACCUCGUGGGCGCGCGGCUCGCGCGCUGGCAGGGCGCCGAGAUGAAGAGCGGUGAGCGGUGGGGGGAUAUUCGGGACGGGGAGGUCGCGUGCUCGGUGCUGUAUUCUGAUAUCGGGAAGAAGUUUUAUGCCAAGCAUGGGUGGCAUCCGUAUGAGAGUACGCACCUCGAGUUCCCGCCGCAGGCAUCGCCGCCACCCUCGGACGCGGGAGAGGGGGCGGUGGGAGCGGUGCAAGUUGAGGCCUCGCCGUUGGGGUACCAUGAACUAGCAGAGCUGUGUUCGGUGGAUGAGCGUCUCAUCCGGGCGAAGCUCGCCAAGAAGAGCAGCAAGACCCGCGUGUCCCUCAUUCCGGACCUGGACGCCAUGCUCUGGCACCUGAUGCGCGAGGACUACAUGACUAAGCACAUUUUUGGUCAAACGCCCACAGUCCGCGGCGGGGUCGUAGGCGAGCACGGGUCGCGGGUAUGGGCUGUGUGGACGAGGGGUUACUACGGCGGAUUGAAGAAGCCCGAGGGGAAUACGAUGCAUAUCCUGCGUCUUGCGAUCGAGGACGAGGAAGGGAGCGGGGAUGAGUAUGUGCAGGGGGCUAUUGAGGCACUCCUGAGAUUGGCGAGGGCGCAGGCGGCGGAGUGGAAGGUGAAUGGUGUCGAGAUGUGGAAUCCUGAGCCUAGGGUGAGGGGGUUGAUUGAAAAGGCGGGCAUUCCGCAUGAGUUCAUCGAGAGGGAGAAUGAUAGCAUCGCCAGCCUCAUGUGGUAUGGCCAAGGAGAGGUUGAGUGGGUGCUCAAUGAGAAGUUUGGCUGGUGCUGACCGAUUGGUCACAUACUUUGCAUAUAAUUAGCAGGCUUAUACAAG
Messenger RNA from Colletotrichum scovillei, 2241 nucleotides. RefSeq lists its product as uncharacterized. The transcript has a single exon. The record is from RefSeq and is a predicted model, not a curated record. The coding region runs from base 1027 to 2196 and encodes 389 amino acids. Lineage: Eukaryota; Fungi; Ascomycota; Sordariomycetes; Glomerellales; Glomerellaceae.